GCGAACUUGCGAGCGAUGCACAAAGGGGCGCCACCUUGGCAAGUGGGCGUUGCCAACGAGGCAGCCGGAAUGGAGAGCAUCUGGCCAGGAUUACCGUGGAACGAGGAAGGAGGCGGAGAGGAGGAGGCUGCGACGCAGCAACAACAACUGAUAAGAAGUGAAAGGUGGUCGUGCAAUCGCAGAGUGGUUUUCCUGGGACUCCUAAUCCUCCUGCUCUCGGGGAUUCCCCUGCCCCCCAGCCAGGCCACCCACAUUAGCGGCGAGUUCCAGACGGCGGACUUCUUCCAGUUCCUGGUCAAGUUCGGCUUCAACAAGGCGGAUCCCACGCGACGCAAUGGCUAUGGGUACAUCUACGGCAACAUCACAUCGAAGGAUAAGUAUGGAGUACCCCUCACCCUCGUCGUCCUGGAUAGGAGCACCUUCCUCGAGUUCUACGGCAAUCGCAGCCAGCGGAGCAGGGAAGCCGCCUGUGCGGGCAUGUUCUCCCGUCUGCAGAGGAUCGCCUACGAGUCCACCUGCAAUCCGCGUGCCAAAAGGGACUUCCUGCGCCACGUUCCCUGUCCCGAGAAUCAGCUGUGCAGCGAUGAGGAUGCACCCGCCAACGUCGUCCCGGGAUCGCAGUUCACCUACGUCAUUAACUUGGAGGCGGAACCAAGAUUCUGGUACCUCUCCCUGGUGGCCUGCUAUCAAAACCACAGCACCUGCCAGUGGCACGCCCACGAGAGCCUGCCCAGGCUAAGCAAAUUGAGCAGCAACCUCUUUAACACGCUGCACUACGACAUUCACCUGGUCAACUUGCACCCCAACAACUCGGCCGCCCAUCCGCUGACCUACCAGUACUCCUACGACCAGCAGAAUCUGCUCGAGAUGUAUCUGAUCUUCAUGCUCGUCUACAUUGUGCUGCUGCCCAUGCAAAUCUAUGCGGUGCGCCGGCAGAAGCAUCCAGUGACCAAGUUGUUUACGUUGAGUCUGCUCAGCGAGUUCGUUAGUUUGGCUCUGAUCACCGCCCAUCUGAUUCACUAUGCGGCCAAUGGAGUGGGAGAGCCGCGAUUGCAGGCGGCGGGCGAUGUUCUGGACAUUCUGAGCCGCACCACCUUCAUGCUGAUCCUGUUGCUUUUGGCCAAAGGUUGGGCCGUAACCAGGCAGCAGAUAAGCAGAACUGGUUGGAUCAUCCUCAUGUCCAUCUGGGUGCCAUACUGCGCGUUUCACGUGUUUCUCUACAUCUGGGAUAGGACGGAAGUUGAUGUGGUUUCCGACAUCGACGAGUACCAGACGUGGCCGGGCUGGAUAGUCUUAAUAUUGCGCACCUCCUUUAUGAUGUGGUUCCUGUACGAGCUGCGUAACACAAUGAAGUACGAGCACUCCACAAAGAAACUUGACUUUCUGCUGCAUCUGGGCGCCUCCAGUUUGGUGUGGUUCAUCUACCUGCCCAUCGUGGCCAUUGUGGCGCUGCAGGUCAGUCCCAUGUGGCGCUACAAGUUGCUGCAGGGCAUCACCAACUCGGCCGACUGCAUGGCCUAUUGCGUGAUGACGGGUCUCUUGUGGCCACACCGAGCGGGCCAAUAUCUGCUCUUGGCGGGCACAAAAUAUGCGGGCAUGGAUGAGUUGGACGAGUUCAACGAAGCGCCGCACAUUGUCAGAGAGCGUGAGCGGCGUCGGAAUUCCCCACCCGAUGACAUUUCCAUUGGCACGGGGAGCGGCGGUGGUCGGGGGAUGGUGCUGUCUACAAGCAUUCCACAUUCACUGAACGGCGACGCCUGCAACGAUCUUCUGGAGGCGGAGGAUCUCGACGCCGAGCUGCUCACCGAUCUUAACAAAAACAGCCACAUUGUGGCGUAGAUGCAACGGGUUAAUUACUAGCUGCAGAAGUCAAUUGUGCUAAAUGAAACACGGAAUGUUAAUCAUCCUUAUAAUUAAUCAUACAUAUAGCUAGAUUGAAGUGGGUGGAUUUUUGUAGACUAUAUAUUUUACAAGUGGAAAUUAACAAAUAUUUUGGUU
This is a messenger RNA of Drosophila takahashii, 1998 nucleotides long. Its product is annotated as transmembrane protein 145. The record is from RefSeq and is a predicted model, not a curated record. NCBI's taxonomy places the organism in Eukaryota, Metazoa, Arthropoda, Insecta, Diptera, Drosophilidae. Gene Ontology annotation, biological process: response to pheromone; G protein-coupled receptor signaling pathway.